Messenger RNA from Salvelinus namaycush (lake trout), 1044 nucleotides. RefSeq names its product retinal rod rhodopsin-sensitive cGMP 3',5'-cyclic phosphodiesterase subunit delta-like. The record is from RefSeq and is a predicted model, not a curated record. Gene Ontology annotation, biological process: sensory perception of light stimulus. The transcript has 6 exons. Gene Ontology annotation, cellular component: cytoplasm. Bases 196 to 666 code for a protein of 156 amino acids. Lineage: Eukaryota; Metazoa; Chordata; Actinopteri; Salmoniformes; Salmonidae.
AAACUCUACUUAUGGUCGGUUGAUUAAGGGGUCAGUAGGAGUUACCAGUGAGAUUAAACUGGGAUCUAAGGCAACUUAAUGCGAUAUCACAAGAGUCCUCGGACUUCAUGCCAUUUUCAGGUGCAUUUACGUUAGUUUGGUAGCUAGCUAGCCAGCCUAUCAGUUAACGCUAACAAGCCACUCAAGAAACUGAAGAUGUCCGACUCCGACAUAAUGUCUUCAACUGAAGACAGAGCCAAGGAGAUUUUGAAGGGUUUUAAACUAAACUGGAUGAACCUGCGUGAUGCUGAGACUGGGAAGGUGCUGUGGCAGGGAACAGAGGACCUGUCUCUUCCUGGGGUUGAACACGAAGCCCGAGUCCCCAAAAAAAUCCUCAAGUGCAAAGCUGUGUCCAGAGAGCUAAAUUUCUCUUCGUCAGAAAAACUGGAAAAGUUCCGCCUUGAACAGAAGGUUUUCUUCAAAGGCCAAUGUUUAGAAGAAUGGUUCUUUGAGUUUGGCUUUGUGAUUCCCAACUCCACAAACACAUGGCAGUCUUUGAUAGAGGCAGCGCCAGAGUCUCAGAUGAUGCCCGCAAAUGUUUUAACUGGGAAUGUUGUUAUAGAGACCAAGUUCUUUGAUGACGACCUUCACGUCAGCACCUCCCGGGUACGACUUUUCUACGUCUGAAGAGUGGUCACAGGAUGCCAUGUUCAAAGGAGUGCAUUUGUCUUCUACAGUGACAGCAGCACGAAAGAAACCAAAAUCCAACCAAGAUCACACUGGCUUCUUGGCAGACAAGACUUUUUGUAUGUAAAUAUAUAUAUAUAUGGGCAAUGACCAUGCUCAUGACAGACAACCAUGUAAAUUAUUUUAUUUGUACAUUAUUUUUUCCUUGUCAUUCCAGAAAUGUAACCCUAAGAUGUACACUGCUCUUGUAACCUUGCAUUUGUAAUUUUUGCUUUCAGUUGAUGUGGUUGCUGAUAUUCUCAUUGUUUGGAUUUUUUUUUAGAUUUAACUAAAUCUGUAAAAUAGGCUGUUUAUUACUACAUGAAUUAAAAGAUGUCA